AUGGCAGACGCUACCCAGAUCUCCGAGAAGCCUCUGUCGGAGAACGUGGAGCAGAUCCACGCGAAAUCAGAACACUUCUCGAGCUCCGACAACAGCAAUUCCGACCGAAAUGUACACACGACCUCAACACCAGCAGACGAUGGCCCAGCGGAGAGGGUAUCAGCGUCGACUAUCAUGGCGAUUUUCUUCAUGGGCCUUUCAUACGUGGCGGCCAUCUCCUGCGGUUUGAUAUUAGUGUCUGGCAUUCUUGCACACAUCGGGCAGACGCUCGGCGAUAUGGAGAACAUAGUUUGGAUCCCUGGUGGAUGGUCUGUUGCGUCUGCGGUGUCGUUUUCCAUUGCGGGUGGUUUCAGUGAUAUCUUUGGGCGGAGAUAUGUGCUCAUUUCGGGGCAGGUCAUUACGUUGGUCGGGGCGAUUGUGGGAGCGACGGCGAAUAAGGUUACGACUGUUGCCGCUGGAUCGACGAUUAUUGGAUUUGGAGCGGGUGUUAUUUUUGUUUCAUAUCCAGGCAUUAUUGAGUUGCUGCCAAAUAAGUACAGAGGAAUCGGGCUUGGAUGGACCGAAUUCGCGAUCAACAUCCCAUUCGCUGGUCUCGGAGUUCUCAUUGCGAACUUACUGGUCAUCCACGCCAACUGGAGGUGGUGUUACUAUAUCGCCAUUAUUUACUCGGUGGUCUGUAUCGUUGGAACGGCGAUCUUCUACUUCCCUCCUUCACGUCCUCGCAAUGAUUACGACAAGACUCGUUGGCAGGAAUUUGCAGAGCUGGAUUUCAUCGGCCUCUUCCUCUUCGCUGCUGGGCUCACCAUAUUCCUCGUUGGAUUGACCUACCUUGGAAACGCGACGUAUUCCAAAGCUGUCGUGGGAUCCACUGUCACGAUCGGUGCUAUCGUUUUCGCAGGCUGCUUCGUUUACGAUUUCACUAUUCCGAAGAAUCCCAUCUUCCCAUUCCACCUCUUCGCCAUGUACAGCGAGUUCACCGUCCAUCUCGUCGUCCUAUUCGUUGCAGGUAUGAUCUGGCAGGCCAUCACAACCCUCGGUCCCCAAGCAACACUCUACAUGUUCACCAACGACCCGAUCCAGAUCGGAGUCACCCAGAUCCCACAAAACAUGUCUGGAGUGCUAGGAGGCUGGAUCAUCCCAUCUUUGGUUCAUAAGAUCAAGCACGUUCGUCUGCAAAUAAUCGUCGCGCUCGUCAUCCAAACUGUCUUCACAGCCGCCUACGCAGCCGUCAUCCCCAACAACAAAGCCGCGUGGAUGGCUUUCCAAUUCUUCGGACAAUGCUGUUUCGCCUGGGUUACCACCCUCGCUUACGUCGCAUCAGGACUCUUCGUCCCACAGGAAGAACUCGGCGUCUCAGCAGGACUGAUCGGUACCUUCCGCAGCGCAGGAGGAAGUGUAGGCAACGCCAUCUUCGCUGUCAUCCUCAACUCGAUCAUCAACAAGAAACUCGGACCAAAUAUCGCAGCCGCUGCUAUCCAGAACGGAUUCUCGCCUGCUAACCUCGGAGAGCUCAUCCCCGCUGUGAUUCAGAAUGCUGUUGGUGUGCCGUUUGUGUUUGAUGCUGUGCCGGGCAUCACCGAGGAGGUGAAGGCGGCGACGGCCAAGGCGUUGAAGGACACGUAUGCAUAUGCGUUCAGGAGGGUGUUUCUGUCGACGAUUCCUUUUGGGAUUAUUGGGCUGGUGGCGGCGUGGUUUGUGAAGGAUUGUAGCCAUUUGUUGAAUAAUCAUGUUGCGGUGCAUCAGGAGAAGGAGGUUUUGUCUGGGAAGCAUGCUGAGCAUCAUGAGCCUAAUGUUGAGGGUGGGGUAAUGAGGCCGAUGACUUAA
This is a messenger RNA of Cadophora gregata, 1824 nucleotides long. RefSeq lists its product as uncharacterized. The transcript is spliced from 4 exons. Gene Ontology annotation, molecular function: transmembrane transporter activity. Gene Ontology annotation, biological process: transmembrane transport. NCBI's taxonomy places the organism in Eukaryota, Fungi, Ascomycota, Leotiomycetes, Helotiales, Ploettnerulaceae. The coding region runs from base 1 to 1824 and encodes 607 amino acids. The record is from RefSeq and is a predicted model, not a curated record. Gene Ontology annotation, cellular component: membrane.